GAAUGUUAAUGACGUCAUUCGGAAAUCUCCCGACACGGUCAUCGAAGCAUGAAUGUUUGACAAUACAGCUGGGUGUGUCAAACAAGAACAGUGUCACCUGUGCGAUUUUGGAUUAUAUUCUUCAUUUAAAAAAAUGCGAUAUUAAUUUUAUUACACAGAUUGGAAUAAAUUCAUACUGACACAAACAUAAGAGACCAGCAGACAUGGUGAUUUUAGGAAAGGGUGACCAUGUAUGGCUGGAGCCCAAGGUCAAGGGUGAGUUUUCAGUGUCAAUUGGAGCGAUCGUCCAGGCGUCAGACCAUGGCCGCAUUCGGGUUGUUGACGACAAUGGCAAAGAGCACUGGAUUGACUCAACAAUGCAGAUUCGGCACAUGAACGCGACGUCUGUCAACCACAUAGAGGACAUGAUUCUGCUAGGUGACCUCAACGAAGCUGGAAUUCUGAGAAACCUUUUCCUGAGAUACUCGGAGAACAAGAUCUAUACCUACACAGGCUCCAUUCUGGUGGCGGUCAAUCCGUACCAGAUCCUGCCAAUCUACACGCCGGAGUACAUCAACGAUUAUCGGGACAAGAAGAUCGGUGAAAUGCCUCCCCAUAUCUUCGCCAUUGCUGACAACUCUUAUCACAACAUGCAGAGAUACAAACACGAUCAAUGUGUCAUCAUCAGCGGUGAGUCCGGGGCUGGUAAGACCGAGAGUACCAAGCUGAUUCUGCAGUUCCUGGCCGCUAUCAGUGGUCAACACUCCUGGAUCGAACAACAGAUCCUUGAGGCGAACCCCAUUUUGGAAGCCUUUGGGAACGCAAAGACGAUACGCAAUGACAACUCGAGCCGCUUUGGCAAGUACAUCGACAUCCACUUUAACCAGCGCGGCUCCAUAGAGGGCGCCCAGAUCCUCCAGUACCUGCUGGAGAAGUCGCGCAUCGUACACCAGGCCCAUGACGAACGCAACUACCACAUCUUCUACUGCAUGCUCGCCGGGAUGACCAACGAGGAGAAACAGAAACUGCAUGUCAAGACCGCCACUGACUACUGGUACCUGACCCAGGGUGGCAACACAACAUGCGAGGGUCGUGACGAUGCGGUGGAGUUUGCAGACAUCCGUUCUGCCAUGAAGGUGCUCAUGUUCGGUGACAAGGAGGUGUGGGAGCUGCUCAAGAUACUGGCCGCACUGCUUCACCUGGGAAAUCUCAAGUACAAUGCCAUUGAGAUGGACAACACAGACGAUGCCAGUGAAAUUAGGGACAUCUCUCACAUAGACAAGAUCUGUUCUCUCCUGGAGUUCAACAGACAAGACCUCAUAGAUGCUCUGACAACAAAAACCAUCGUAACGAGGGGUGAAAGUGUGACUAGCGCGAUGGGUAUAACCCAGUCCAUGGAUGUGCGUGAUGCGUUUGUGAAGGGGAUCUACGGUAGAAUGUUCAUCUGGAUCGUUGAGAAGAUCAAUACUGCCAUCUUUAAGCCUAAGACGGACCCGAAACAUUACCGAAGCUCUAUCGGAGUUCUGGACAUUUUUGGCUUUGAAAGUUUUGAUGUGAACAGCUUUGAGCAGCUGUGCAUCAACUACGCCAACGAGAACCUGCAGCAGUUCUUUGUGCAGCACAUCUUCAAGCUGGAACAGGAGGAGUAUGACAACGAGGGCAUCAACUGGCAGCACAUAGAGUUCGUGGACAACCAGGAGGCACUCGAUCUCAUUGGGCUCAAACCUAUGAACAUCAUCUCGCUGGUCGACGAGGAGAGCAAGUUUCCAAAGGGUACAGACCAGACCAUGUUGAACAAGCUACAUCAGACCCAUGAGAACAACAAGAACUACCUGCGACCGAAGGCUGACAUCAACCGGGUGUUCGGCAUCAACCACUUUGCAGGAGUCGUCUUCUAUGACAGCAAAGGGUUCCUCGAGAAGAACAGAGACACUUUCUCUGGUGACCUUCUACAGGUCAUACAGAACUCAGGGAACAAGUUCGUGGUCACUAUAUUCAAACAGGAUAUCCUUAUGGGUCAGGACACCAGAAAGAAGCCCCCGACUCUUGGUGCUCAGUUCAAGAGGUCGCUGGAGGCCCUAAUGAAGACCCUGAAUGCCUGUCAGCCAUUCUUUGUUAGGUGCAUCAAACCCAAUGAGUUCAAGAGAGCUCAGGACUUUGAUAGGGAGCUAUGCUGCAAGCAGCUCCGUUACUCGGGCAUGAUGGAGACCAUCCGUAUCCGACGCGCAGGCUACCCGAUCCGGCACUCGUUCUACGACUUUGUGGACCGGUACCGGAUCCUGGCGGAGGGAAUCGGGCCCGCACACAGGGAGGAGUGCCGGGCGGCAUCCAUGAAGAUCUGCCAGAAGGUGCUGCAUGGCAUGGACUUCCAGCUGGGGAGAUCUAAAGUGUUCUUGAAGGACGCCCAAGAUGCUUUCUUGGAACAGAGGCGAGAGAUUGCACUCACUGAGAAGAUAUCGGUCAUACAGAAGUGCGUACGCAUGUGGGCGGUGCGGAAACGUUUCCUCAAGAUGCGUGGCAGCUGCACAAUUAUCCAGUCAAGAUGGCGCGGAUACGCCGCUAGGAAGAGAUUCUUGGCUAUGCGUCAAGGCUACAUGCGUCUGCAGGCCCUAGCGAAGUCCAGAAAACUCACUGCGCGAUUCAAUGCCCAGCGAAGCCUGGUUAUCAAUGUACAGCGCUACUGUCGAGGGUUCCUCAUACGUCGGUGGGCUCAGCAACGCAUGGUGGCAAUCAUCAAAGUCCAGGCUCACAUCCGCUCGGCCAUUCAACGGAUGAGGUUCCGUAGGCUGAGAAUAGAGUAUGAGAAGCGCAUGGAGGCUGAGCAGAUGAAGAUGGAGGAGGAGAACAGGCUGAAGAAGAAGAUGAAUGAGAAGAAGGCGAAACAGGAGGCAGAGAGACUGCACCAGGAGCGUAUUGCGAACAUCACGCGGGAGGCCGAGGAGAUUGAAAGACAGCAACGGGAGGCCACAAAGAUGAAGGUGGAGCAGAUAAAUUUAGCUGAAAAAGAGAGGAACAAACCCAAGAGUGACUCACAAGUGGUUGACGAGAUGUUUGGGUUCAUCGAUACCGGCAACGGCAUGGAAGGCUCCGGACCGUUGGCAUUCGCGGAUCUGGAGGAAAAGCGUCGAAGAGCAAUUUCCGACAUGGACUAUGACAUUAGUGAAGGGAACAUGCCUUUCGUACAACCAGACGAAGAAGACCUUUCUGAAUACAAGUUCGCCAAGUUUUCCGCGACGUUCUUCCAAGCCAACGCGACGCACACCUACAUUCGGCGACCAAUCAGAACGUCGCUGCUGCAGUUGAAGUCAGAGAGCGAUCACAUGGCCGCACUUGCCGUCUGGAUUACAAUCCUGCGAUUCAUGGGAGAUCUCCCCGAACCGAAAGUGUACACUGGAGUACAGGACACUAGGGACACAACUCCAGUGAUGACAAAGAUCUACUCAACGCUGGGCCGCAAGUUCAACAAGAAAGACCUGGAGGAGGCCCAGAGGAUGAACAUGGAGCUGGAGAACGAGCCUGCGGCCAUGAUGCGGGUCAGCGGGAAACGCAGCAUACGCAAAAAGAUGGUGUCUUUGACCUUGAAGAAGAAGUCGAAGAUCACAGAAGAGUUCAAAAGUCACCUAGGUGACUCUGAGUACUACUCGCCUACCGGGCAGAACGCUCUGCUGGAGGAGAAACCCACCACGAACCUCGAGAAACUGCAUUUCAUUAUAGGCCAUGGAAUUCUGAGGCCUGAUUUGAGAGAUGAGAUCUACUGCCAGAUUGCCAAGCAGUUGACCCAGAACCCGUCUCGAUCCUCCCACGCCCGCGGCUGGAUCCUCCUCUCCCUCUGUGUUGGAUGCUUCGCACCUUCGGACAGGUUCAUCAAGUAUCUACGUAACUUCAUCAGUGAAGGUCCACCUGGCUACGCUCCGUACUGCGAAGAACGCCUGAGACGAACCUUUGCAAAUGGCACACGCAACCAGCCACCAUCUUGGCUAGAGCUUCAGGCCACGAAAUCCAAGCGCCCACUGAUGUUGCCCAUCACGUUCAUGGACGGGAACACUAAGACGCUUCUUGCCGACUCUGCCACUACCGCCAGAGAGCUCUGCCAACAGCUUGGCGAGAAGAUUGUGCUCAGUGAUCAGUUUGGAUUCUCACUCUACAUUGCUCUCUUCGACAAGGUGUCCUCCCUUGGAAGCGGUGGAGACCACGUGAUGGACGCAAUCUCCCAGUGCGAGCAGUAUGCCAAGGAGCAGGGCGCCCAGGAGAGAAACGCCCCCUGGCGGCUCUUCUUCAGGAAGGAGAUCUUUGCACCCUGGCACGACCCCAGCGAAGACGCCACGGCAACCAACCUGAUCUACCAGCAGGUUGUCAGGGGAAUCAAGUUUGGGGAAUACCGCUGUGACAAGGAGGAUGACCUGGCUAUGAUCGCUGCCCAGCAGCACUACAUCGAGUACGGCUCCAACAUCGGUGUGGAGCGUCUACAGAGCCUCCUGCCUACCUACAUACCAGACAGCAUGCUUGCCAAACCCAACGCCAUCUCCUUCUGGAUCCAGCAGGUAAACCAGAAGAUCAAGGGCCCUUACUUUGCCGGCGAUAAGAUCCAGGCGAUGAAGGUGAAGGAGGACAUUGUAAGCUACGCAAAGUACAAGUGGCCGCUGCUGUUCUCGCGAUUCUAUGAGGCGUACAAAUUUGCUGGACCGAGUCUGCCAAAAAACGAUGUAAUUAUCGCAGUAAACUGGACCGGCGUGUAUGUUGUGGAUGAUCAGGAGCAAGUUCUGCUGGAGUUGUCUUUCCCCGAGAUCACGGCUGUCUCUAGUAGCAGGACUGGUAAAAUGCAUGGACAGAGUUUCACCCUUGCGACAGUGAAGGGUGACGAGUACACAUUCACGUCUCCAAACGCAGAGGACAUUCGUGACCUUGUGGUGACCUUCCUGGAGGGGCUCAAGAAGCGCUCCAAAUACGUGAUCGCUCUGCAAGACUACAGUGGACCAGGUGAUGGUUCCUCGUUCCUCAGUUUCCAGAAGGGAGACCUGAUCACGCUUGUCCAGCAGAACGGUGAGACGGUGAUGAACUCGGGCUGGUGUGUGGGUGAGUGCAUGCGUACCUUGAAACGUGGAGACUUCCCGGCGGAGUGCGUGUACGUUCUGCCUACCAUUACCAAGCCACCGCCAGAAAUACUGAACCUGUUUAUACAAUCUACUGACCCCAACAUGCUGUCCCAGACGGUGGGGGAGGUGGUACCAGAGCCUGGGGAGAAACCAUAUACCCUGGAGGAGUACAGUCUGGACCACUUCAGACCGCCCCCUAAGCGGACCCUUACAAAGACCCUAUCGACGGCCCGCAAGCGCAACCCGGACCAGCUGUGGCGCUACUCCAAGGACCCCCUAAAACAGCCCUUGCUCAAGAAGCUGAUUGGUCGAGAGGAAGUCAGCCAGGAGGCCUGCCUGUGCUUCCUAGCGAUCCUGAAGUACAUGGGAGACCACCCUUCCAAACGUGCUGCUGGACGAAUAGCCAACGAGCUGACAGACCAGAUAUUUGAACCACCACUUAGAACCGAACUGCUUAGAGAUGAAAUCUUCUGUCAGAUCAUCAAGCAGCUUACUGACAACAGGAACAGGUUAAGUGAGGAGCGCGGCUGGGAGUUGAUGUGGCUGGUGACAGGAUGUUUCGCUCCCUCCACCAACCUCCUCAAGGAGGUCAUGCACUUCCUGGGCUCAAGACGGAACCAGAUCGCUCAUGACUGCGUACAGCGUCUACAGAAAACACUCAGGAAUGGUACACGAAAGUAUCCGCCACACCAGGUUGAAGUAGAGGCUAUUCAGCACAAGACAACACAGAUCCUGCACAAAGUCUACUUUCCUGAUGAUUCAGAUGAGGCCUUUGAGGUGGAGUCCAGUACACGUGCUAAGGACUUCUGUUUGAAUAUCGCAAACAAGCUUGGGUUGAAAUCACAUGAAGGCUUCAGCCUCUUUGUGAAAAUUUCUGACAAAGUGAUCAGCGUCCCGGAGGGAGAUUUCUUCUUUGACUUUGUGCGUCACCUGAUUGACUGGAUCAGGAAAGCCAGGGCUACCAGGGAUGGCCCCACUCCCCAGUUCACAUACCAAGUGUUCUUCAUGAAGAAGCUGUGGACCAACCUGAUCCCCGGCAAGGACAUGAACGCCGACCUGAUCUUCCACUACCACCAGGAGCUGCCUAAGCUUCUCCGUGGCUACCACAAGUGCAGUCGUGAAGAGGCAGUGCGGUUGGCCGCCCUGAUUUACCGCGUGAAGUUCGGCGAGGACAAAACUGGCCUCGUGAAUCUAGUGAAGAUGUUGAGAGAGUUGAUUCCCGCAGAUCUUACCAAGGCUCAGUCACCUGACGACUGGAAGAGGGGCAUAUUAAGCCAGUACAACGCUGAUGCAGGCAUGACUCAAGACAACGCCAAAAUUGAAUUCCUUAAAGUGAUCUACUUGUGGCCAACAUUUGGCUCGGCCUUCUUUGAAGUGAAGCAAACGACAGAUUCCAGUUACCCAGAAAUCCUCCUGAUCGCCAUCAACAAGAACGGGGUCAACUUGAUCCACCCCCAGACAAAGGACAUAUUGGCCACUCAUCCAUUCACAAAGAUCUCCAACUGGAGCAGUGGUAACACGUAUUUCCACAUGACCAUCGGUAACCUGCUCCGUGGCAGCAAACUGCUCUGUGAAACAUCCCUGGUGAGCAAUCAGUUAAUGGACCCAUUUUAAUUGAGCCUUGCUCUGGGAAAACGGGACUUAAUGCAUGUU
Messenger RNA from Dreissena polymorpha, 6725 nucleotides. Its product is annotated as myosin-VIIa-like. The record is from RefSeq and is a predicted model, not a curated record. NCBI's taxonomy places the organism in Eukaryota, Metazoa, Mollusca, Bivalvia, Myida, Dreissenidae. Gene Ontology annotation, cellular component: cytoskeleton; myosin complex. Gene Ontology annotation, molecular function: ATP binding; protein binding; cytoskeletal motor activity. The coding region runs from base 204 to 6686 and encodes 2160 amino acids. The transcript has 41 exons.